Messenger RNA from Zasmidium cellare ATCC 36951, 1134 nucleotides. RefSeq lists its product as uncharacterized. Bases 1 to 1134 code for a protein of 377 amino acids. The transcript has a single exon. The record is from RefSeq and is a predicted model, not a curated record. NCBI's taxonomy places the organism in Eukaryota, Fungi, Ascomycota, Dothideomycetes, Mycosphaerellales, Mycosphaerellaceae.
AUGGAGGCCACCUACGACAUCUUCUACACUCCAGUUGUCGCUCAAGGCAUCGCCUUCCCCGACGAGUAUUUGGCGCAGUUGACUGCCGCUGGGUACAGCUCCAUCACCCAUGAACCCCUGCAGCGAUAUGCCUCUGAAGACUUCGCGAAUGGGUACACCGCGUGGUGGGCUUUCAGGCGCGACGGUGAUGAUGAGAUGGAGGAUGCCGAGUCUGUCGACGCGAAUGGUGCUGGCCUCGACGGCGCGCUCGACUUUCCAGAGAUCGACGAUCCACGCGGCGGCAGCCUCGACCACCAGGAGCUGCCAACAUUCACGUACUCGGCAACACCGCUUCCAAAUCUGCCCAGCGAGCCUCACAUCUUUGAAACCGAGCAAGAGGCGAGCGACACGUUGUUCAGCACCACCAGUGCGAUGCAGCUGCCAGAUGGCCUCCAGGAUGACAUCGAAGUACUGGCGGAGAAGAAAGCGCAGGCCGUGAAGCUCCUUUACAAGGCAAUCUGCAGCAUGCCUGUGAGGACCGGCCCCGUCGAGUUGAGCCAGCAGCAGACCGUCCAAGACGUGCGUGCUGACAGGGUCAAUGAGCUGGUCAACUACCUCGCUCAAUAUCGCACCGACAUCACGCACCUGAAGCUCUCCUCACUUGCCGACCUCCUUUUCCGAGCCAUCAUCAAGCUUCACAACGAGGGCUACACCGUCAAUAUGCCAGCCAAGUACCGCAGCUCAGACAAGCACCUCACCGCUGUCGAGCGCUUGGAAGCUUUGAUGCAGUACCUCUCCGACAUGAAAAGCCUGGUCCUGAAGUGUCUCCAAGAAGGAGUGGACGGGAUCGGUGAGGUCGUCGCCUUUCCUAAGAUGCUCUUCGAGCAACUUCUCAGCGGCGAAGUGGUGGACUCUGGCGACGAAGAGCGAGUCGAGGAAGUUCAGGGCCUCGAUCAGGAGGAGAGCGCUGUUGGUGAAGCAGCAGAUCCAGGCGCUCCACCAAGCCUUACCAUGUCUGCAACCCCGGCCUCCGCAUCCGGCUUUGCUCCUGCUACUUCCCAGGCCACGCAGCAGAGCACUCCACGAACCACGAACCCACGGAGCAGAGGACCUCGUCGUCGCCUGAGACCGAAGAUGGCGUCCAACUUCUUGUAG